ACCAAGCCCACCUCAUCGCGAAACCCUCACGCAUCUCAUCGAAUCCACGAACACAUUGCACGAAUCGAAGUAAUCCCGAACGGCGAGAGCUAGCUCGAUGGAGGCAUCGUCGCCGACGUCGCCGUCGUCGCUGCGGCACAAGCUGCGGACGACGGUGUGCUGCUGCUUCGGCUCGGGGGAGACGAGGCGAGGCGGCAGCGGGGAGAAGGUCAGGUGGAGGCGGCGGGUGGCCGCGGGGGAGUUCGGGUACGACCCGCUCAGCUACGCGCUCAACUUCGACGAGGGGGGCGACGACGACGACGGGGACGCCGACGCGGGGGCGGCCUUCCGGUACAAGAACUUCUCCUCGCGGCUGCCGCCCUCGCCGGCGGCGCCGGCGCAGCGGUCGACGGCCAUCGCCAUCUCAUGAACUGUACCAGUCUCUCCUCCUGGCUCUUCUUCUUCCCUAUAGAGAGAUUAAACUAUGUACUCGUGAUAGCAGCAACCAUAGCGAGAUUAUACUAGUAGAUUAGAGAAAUUUUGCCAUGGUUUGCUAUGUACUAAUCGAUACGGAUCAUUAAUUUGUGAAAAAUUGGUGAUGAAUCCCAGAAUUGGGGUGAUUUUAAUAUGUAAAAAUUUACUGCAUCUCUCUCGUUUUUUACUCGCGG
This is a messenger RNA of Oryza brachyantha (malo sina), 647 nucleotides long. RefSeq lists its product as uncharacterized. The record is from RefSeq and is a predicted model, not a curated record. NCBI's taxonomy places the organism in Eukaryota, Viridiplantae, Streptophyta, Magnoliopsida, Poales, Poaceae. The coding region runs from base 98 to 409 and encodes 103 amino acids. The transcript has a single exon.